Messenger RNA from Engraulis encrasicolus (European anchovy), 918 nucleotides. RefSeq lists its product as uncharacterized. NCBI's taxonomy places the organism in Eukaryota, Metazoa, Chordata, Actinopteri, Clupeiformes, Engraulidae. Gene Ontology annotation, biological process: regulation of DNA-templated transcription. The transcript is spliced from 3 exons. Bases 34 to 918 code for a protein of 294 amino acids. The record is from RefSeq and is a predicted model, not a curated record.
ACUGCAGGGUCUGAACUUCACUGAUCUACAAACAUGAGUUCGUCUGACGAGGAUUCCCUUGAUGAGCUGAGAGAGUACUUCAGUGAAACAGAAUGGACGCAGCUGCCCAAGUGGGAGAAGAAAGGCUACAGAAGCAUGAAGAGGACCCACCUGUACUUGCUAUCCAUAGGUCAGCGGUGUCCUACUCCAGCGUUCAUGAGCAGGAGGGGCACAGCCAUCACUCCACUGGGCACGCCUACAUGGGAUCCGAGUGAUAGCUACUCAGAGGACGGCUGGGAGUCAAGCGAGGAGGAGAGAGCAGCGAGGGAGGAGGACACAUUCAGGUGGGAGAGACCAGCUGGAGAGGAGGAGGAGAAGGAGAAGGAAGAGAAGACACCCAGCGAGGAGAGACCAUCACGAGAUCACACACACACACCAAUCUUGGAGAGAAGCCCAGAGGAGGAGGAGAAGAAGAGACCCAGCUUGGAGAGACCACUGCCAGAUCACUCGCACACACCCAACUUGGAGAGACCAUGGCUGGGUCACACACAGACACCCAACUUGGAAAGACCUCCACCAGACGCGGAGACACCCAGCUUGGAGAAUGCUCCGCUAGAUCACUCUCACACACACACUCCAGACGCCAGCGACUCGGAAAAUUGGACACGCAGCUCGGAGAGACCAUGGCCAGGUUACGCUCAGACACAUUCCACUGACAGCGGCGCCUCAGAAGAGCGUGACACACUGAGAUGGGAAACGUCAUCAUCGCCUGAUCACACACACUCACCCGGCACGGAAAGCUCACACACACACACUCCAGAUACUAGCGACUCGGAAGAUUGGACACCGAAGAAAAGACCAUGGCAAGGUCGCACACGCAUACACACACCCACGCACCCACGCACGCACACACAGCUACCUAACCCUAACCCUAGAUAA